CUUUCACAUUCGCCUUGGUCUCUUUCUUCCUCCUCUCUUCCUCAACUUUGAUGGCAGCGCCUUACGCCUUCGUUACGCUCGUUACUUCAGAUUCAUAUCUUCCUGGGGCUCUUACUCUAGCUGCUGCGCUUCAAGACAUUCACCCCUUUCCUCUGGUGCACCCAGAAGUCUCUUUCCAGACUGUAUGCCUAGUCACACCGGAAACUGUCGAUGUAUCUACCAUAAAACUGCUCAGAAGAGCUUUUAAUAUUGUUGUAGGCGUUGAAGUUAUCAUCCAGGAGGUCGAUAAGGGUUUGCAGCUUCUCGGUCGUCCGGAUCUCAGUACUGCUCUCACAAAAUUACACGUAUUCCGGCUCACUCAAUACACCAAAAUUAUUUUUCUUGAUGCCGAUGUUCUCCCCAUAAGGCCUAUUUCCCAUCUUUUUACAUUGUCCCACGAAUUUUCUGCUGUACCAGAUGUUGGUUGGCCAGAUAUAUUCAACUCAGGUGUUAUGGUCUUGUCUCCGGGCGAAGAGAAGUUUCACGAUAUUCAGCAACUGCUCCAAUCCAAAGGAUCCUGGGAUGGCGCUGAUCAAGGAUUAUUGAACGAAUGGAGAGGCAAUAAUUGGAACAGGAUUAGCUUCACCUACAAUACCACACCAACAGCUGUGUAUACAUACGCACCGGCCUACGAACGCUUCGGAUCUAAAAUCUCUGCAAUUCAUUUUAUUGGCCCAAACAAACCUUGGGAUUUGAUCCCAAAUCGUCCCCCAUUUCAAUCCACGUCCCAACCAGAAGUUCCGCAACGAGCUUACGAUUAUAACUCACUUCUUGAUAGGUGGUUUGCCGUCUACGACAAGUAUUAUCGUAACCGGGUCAUCGUUCCGGAUGCCAAUUUUGAAGUUCGUCGUUACUUAUCCGCUUGGUCUGAGCAGAGCGGCGCCAAACCAGAUAUGGCGUCUUCUUCCUCCGGCGAGUCGGCAUUAAGCGGCACUCUUGGUCUCGAAGAUCUACGCCGUCUGGCCGUAGAGGGCAUGAGUUCGGUGAAUUUUGGAUCUAUGCAUGCCAACAUCUCUGGCGAGGGAGAGUACAGAAGUCUGCCCUUGGAUGGUCGUUUCGAUUUGAUGCGGCUCUCUCUGACACGGGAAGAAUAUAAUCCGAUUCUUACUCCAGAAGACGUGCCUCCAAGUCCACAUCCACAUCCACAUCCACAUCCACAUCCGGUUCCUCUACCUCAUAUUGACACCUUCCAAUCCAAACACAACGUGCACGACAUAGUUGAACCUCCAAAGACUGCCCCAAACCACCACUUUCCAAGUGAUACGUACUUCCCUAACCAAUGGGAUCAAGCACCACCCAGCAAGCAUAACCAGCCUUCUCAACCCAGUGGUCCUACAACCGAUUCCACGGCUCUCUUUGAACCGCCUCCUCCUCCACAGAUUCCAGAACCACUUCAGAAACAAGGCCAUUAUCGUAAUGUAAUUGGGACCGAUAUUUCACAUACCCCUCAUCCUAGUAAAGUCAAGCCCGUAUUCCCGUGGGAGGGACAACAGAGACAGCCUCCAGGUCGAGUUUUUCCACCGGGAGAAGCACCUUCUCCAUCUCAGUUUGCAAGCCAUUUACAAGAGGAGAAGCCCGCGACUCGGGUAAGUUCUGAAGUUCACCCAGCGACUUCGCCGUCGCGGUCUACCGCCCAGUCACCUCAGAACGUACCCACUUCGCUGACAUUUGCUAAUGCCUGGGAUACAGUCCCGAGUAUACAACGAUAUGCUUCCAAGCUUGUACAGCCACCCCCCCUUGUACCUCUGGCUGCACCAUUCGAUAGUAAUGACUAUCGGAAGAGCAAGAACUGGAGUGAUCGUGCAGAAGUUAGUAGUCGAGAUGGAGAUGAUGAAGACAAUGCCGAUGAUGAUGAUUCGUCCGUUAUGCGAUGGGCAGACAGCGACAACGAAACUGACGUCGCCAACACAAGGUCACGGAGCAGCUCCAACGUUUCAGCAAGUUACAGUAGUAAAGGAAGGAAAAAAGAAUAUCGAGUACGUGGCGUCCAGACUCUUUCUCGUGACACGCGAGAUCAGGCCGUUCAAGUUGAUCCUAUUGAUCCGCUAAAGGUUCAAUCGCCAACUCCUCGUACGAAUGAAGAGAGAACGAACAGACACAGAAAGACAUCUUUGUCAGCUCACCCUGGCAGCAGCAAGAAGCAAUGGUCGCCACCUACAACGUCCACCGCCCCACCGGUGAUCAGCACCGUCUCCGAAGUUCUGCACAUCACGUCAAACAAACGCAACAGUACGGGGUCUCCCAGCACGCCGCCUCAUGAGUCUCCCCGUUCUUUGGCUAAUGAUUGGUCAAAUGAAAUCAAUGUGGCGAGCACCACUUUGGAAGCAACGAACGGAGCCUCGCCCAAAAGUCAAACGCGAACAGAUUUACGCAGUGCUAUAGAACCUGGUGGGCCAACUCGCCAAGUCUCCCAUGAUGGAUCCUCAUGGACUUCUACGACUUCUCCGCCUUCCUCCAUAGGUCCGAUAUCUCCCACAGACAAUACGCCAAUAUCCCCUCAGCGGAAAGCAGGGCGUGUCUGGGAUCCUGCUCGAGGAGUGGAGCUAUUCAAACGAGGUUCUGAAGAGGUCUUGGCUCGAUUCUUGAAGAUGAGCUCUUGGGAUGAGUCGCCUCGUUAAUCAAUAGUUUUCUUUCUCUCGGCGCUCUAGUGCAUUUGCUUCCAUUCCUUGCUAUCCGCUUUACGACCCUUUGGAAUCCAAUCAGCACUGUCUCCUUCUUUGCAGUUUAUUCUUAUGGUUAAAAUUUUUGUUCCAAAAUGUACUAGACUCAAGUUCAAGUUCACAUUUUUCUCUCUUAGAUCGAUUGGUAUGUACGUACACUGAUUGGCGGUUGAUAGAUUAUGUAAGAUGUCCAUUAGAUACAUAUCGUCAGUGCUCCUGGUGAUGCGUUGUCGACGUCA
This is a messenger RNA of Marasmius oreades (fairy-ring Marasmius), 2938 nucleotides long. RefSeq lists its product as uncharacterized. Gene Ontology annotation, molecular function: glycosyltransferase activity. The transcript is spliced from 4 exons. NCBI's taxonomy places the organism in Eukaryota, Fungi, Basidiomycota, Agaricomycetes, Agaricales, Marasmiaceae. Gene Ontology annotation, cellular component: cytoplasm. The record is from RefSeq and is a predicted model, not a curated record. The coding region runs from base 51 to 2657 and encodes 868 amino acids.